AUGGCGAGCGGAGACAACUACAACAGUUCAGUGGAUGCCAAGAUCCUGGUGCUGAAGGGCGAGACCCUGAAGGAUCUCACCAGGCACAAGAGGGCUGUUCAGGCGGCGGAGCUGGGAUGCGAGUCGAAGGAACAACGCACCGCCCUGGGGCCGAAGUUGCAUCGGAACCUCCUCGGCGCGGACAACUCGAUCAGCGUGUCGAUCGAGCAAACAGACCCGAGAAAAUACGCCGUGGAGGACGGAGCGAAUGUGCUGCUCAAGUUUCAAGAGACCGAGCGCUUCGCGAAGAGCAGGUUCCGUGAGUUGCCGAAGGCGUUCGACACGUUCUUCGACCUCACACAUUUCGAUAGGAAAAGGCGGAACUUAGAGGAGGCGGACCCGGACACGAGGAUCAGUUCGAAUGAGUGCGGGUACCACACGCAGAAACGCAGCGGUUUGGACAAGGACGAACGUAACCAGGUGAUUGCGAGUGUGGACGAGAUGCUCAAUUCCGUGAAGAUCUCGUGCGGUCGGAUGGACCACAACGCACCGGAGUGCCCGGCCAACGGACACUCGGGGAAGCCAGCGAAGUGCAAGGGCCGCGACAAGGCGCGAGGCCCGAACGCGAACUACAUCCACAUGCAGCCCGAGAAGGAUUACGAUAUCAGGAUGGUGAACCUGUGCAGCGAUCCGAUCUCGCCGGACAGGCCCGAGCUCGUGGCGAUGGUCUCCAGCGACGUCGUGCAAGCGCCCCCAGUGAACAGCGGGGCAUCGAUUGGAGUCGCAGAACGCGGAUGGCUCGAUCGCGUCGAGGCAGAGCUAGCCAAGCACGGUCUCAAGCCCGUCAAGGAGUACUUCGAGAUCCCCGGCGAAGUGGUCGGCUUGACGAGCAGGAAAGACCUCGCCGAGUGGAAGACGAACCUCUACACGCGCGAUUGCGGCCACUGGGCGAAUUUCCAGGUGCUCGGGUCGCACGGGUCGCAGCCGCUCUUCGAGAGGUUCCGCGCGGGCGAAAUGCAGCGCGAGCCGGGCGCGUUCCUGGUCGCGGAGACGCUGCAGGAGUACGACCCGGGCUUCCAGGUGGAGGAGCGCGCCGAUUCGUGGGUCGCGGAGGCUUCGAAGAACGGCAGCAAGGGCAGAUUCCAGAAGGGCACGCUCAAGCGGAUCGACAAGUUGAUGAAGGAAUAUUCGGUCAUCUUCGACGCACAACUGCGGGACAGGAGAGCUCAGGGCAUGGGCGACCGGGUGGGCGACCUCAUCGAGGAUUUCAGGCCACUGGUUGACUUCUCGGCCAAGGUGCUUCGGACUCAGGCUGCAGGUGGACGCGCUGGCAUCGGCGAGAACCCUCUCACGAGCCGUGCAUGGAACGAGGAGCCGAUGAUGGACCUGUUGCGUUGGCACGGUGGGCGACCUCCAUUGUACGAGAUGGCUUUCCUACACCAGUGCAUGUUCGGACUGACGGAUGACUACGGGGCGCCGAUUCGGCAGGCCACGCGUAUGUUGGUGCCCAACGUAUCAUGUUUUCCGCGGUGGCUCGAUGGCAAGUGCGACCAGCGCCGCGAGCAUGCCGACACGGUCUUUCAAGCUGAGAAGGACCUCAUCGACGUGCGCGCGUUGAGGCAGGGCGAGGCUAUCCCUGCACCUCGCGGAGCUGUGCGGCGCAUCUACGCCAUGUGCACCGACCGGGGCGCGCUGGCCGACUUCUCCGAUGCCUACGCGGACGACCCGAACUUCAUGGCGGUCGCGCUGGCCGCGAGGUAUCCAACCGACACGGUGGUCGCGAUCUAUGCGGCGGAGCCGAAGGCGCAGACGUCUUUCCCCGCCGCGACACCCUUCUUUGGCAGCCGACCAGAAGCAUUCAAGCCCGACGAUCGUGAAGCAGGCGCAGUACAUCGAGACCUACAUCGCAAAGGCGAGAGUUUUGGCGACAAACCUUCGGACAUCACCACGCCUCAGUGGGGCGCCCUGAGGAAGCUCCACCUGGACCUAGGCCACCCGUCGGCAUUCGCGCUGAAGCGACGCCUGAAGUCCGACGGGGUGUCGCAGAAGGCACUCGACACGGUGGGCAAGUGGGACUGCGUCGCGCGCAAGGAGCUCGGGGGGCCUAACACUGCGAGGUCGGCCAACCUGAAGCUCUCGACGGAGUUCAACGAUAAUGUGUUUCUGGGCGAAGCCAAGGUAUUCUUGUACGGCGCAGCGAAGGGCCACAUCGCGCAGCGGUUUGCGGAGGUCGGCGAGAAGCACAACACCCUGACGAGGUUGGUCCCGGCAGAGGCGCCCCAGCUCAAAGGCAGAGUGGGGCGGGCCAUCGACUUCUUCAAGGACCAUUUCCAGCGCCUGAUCCGCGAUGUGCAGCUCACCAAGAGUGACGGCCCAUCCGCGUGGACUUCGGUGAUAGCGAGCACGCGCAACAACCGCAUCCGACGGAAUGGUUUCACGCCCCACCAGCAUGUACUGGGGCGAUCGCCUAAUGUCCCGGCCUCGCUGAUCGAGGCGACGAAGGGCGAUCGGUGGCAGCUGGCGGCGCAGAGCGCAGCACUUUUCGAGGGCGGCCCCAGGAGGGCCGAGCAGAUUUGCGCUGCGGCGAACCGGGCGUUCUUCGAGCUGGACAGCGACGACGCAGUGAGAAGGGCCACGGUUGGUCGGGUUCGCCCGCCGCGCGGGCCGUUCGUGCAAGGCCAGCUGGCGUUCUGCUGGGGUGAGGUGAAGCACGUGAAGUCGAGCUACCGUGGGGUGCCGGUGCUCGCGGCGCCUGCGCAGGCGCGGCAUGCCUCCCGCGGCGAAGCAGAGAUUGCGGAGAACGAGGACCUCGCCAGGCAACCGUCGCAGUGGCGCGGAGGACCUACCCUCCAGAAGGGAUUCGUGGACGAGCGUGGACCUGGGCCCGAGGGGCGCGGUGGCCAGCGCGACAGGCGUCGCAGGAAUGACGACGGCGACUCGGACAACGAGGACGCCGUGGGCGACGCGCCUGCUACCAAGACGCCACGGGCGGAGUGCUACCCGAAGUGCUACCACUACCUGGAAAUGGAAACGACGCGCAGGACGUUAGAGAUGAAGAUACACCCGGAGAUGGAGACGACAUGCAAGAUGUUACGGCGAACGACCCACUUGUAUCUGAUGCAGCUGGGCAGGGGCCUGCCACGGACCUGGGCGCGGCCGCUGUGCCAAGCGAUCCGCAGCAACAGCCUGAGCAAUAUGGACAGCCAGAACCUGCGCCACAGCCUGUUUCUCGAGGGCCCCUGCACUAUCGAUCACUACCUGGCGACUUCGAAGCAGAUCGCGAAAGCCCCCGCGUGCGUCGCGAAGCUCUUAAGCAGAGUGAGGAACCGCUCGAGGGGCGCAUUCGUGGCCAGGAGGACUGGCGCCGCGAAGGAGCAGGUCACCCCGAAGAAAGGCCGGGAACUACGCAGCAUCCCGCCAGCCUGGAGGACGGCAUUCGAGGCGAGUGACCUGGAAGAGUGGCGUAAGUGGAUUCUGCAUGACGCUGUAGCGCGGCCGUGUGAAGAGGAGAUCGCGGGCGUCGAGAAGACGGACAUCCUGCCCAUGAGGCGCGUCCGCGCCGACAAGAAUGAACCUGCGAGAGGAAGUCUCUCGUGCGAGCAGCGCCCGCUGAGGGCGAAGUCACGGGGCAUCGUCCCGGGCUACAAGGACAAGCAGUUGCUCGCGGGCGAGUUCCAGACGAACGCACCGACGCGCACGGACACGGCCACGGCGGUGACCACCCAGGAAGCUGCCAGCCAGCCUGGCUGGAGCCUCGAGCAGGGCGACGUAGAUUCGGCAUUUCUGAAUGGGAGAUGUCGACAGCUCCAGGCGCGCGUACUUUGGUGUUCCCAAGGGCGGCACGCCUGCAGCGCCGGAGCUUGGGUGGCCAUUCGCCCCAGAAGGGGCAGUCCUGAAGGAGAAGAAGGGCAUCUACGGGUUGAACGAUGCACCCCUGUUGUGGCCCUGUCUCUCCCCGGGGCUUUGAUCCAAGCUGCGCCCGGCUAUCUUCGCAUCUUCCACGACGAGAGGGAGAAGCUAAUCGGCCUGAUCGGGACACACGUCGACGAUGACCUCGUCGCGGGAUCGCCCGAGUUCUUCGCGAACCAGGUGGCCGAGCUGAGGAAGGCGCACUGCCGCGGCAAGUGGCAGACGGCGAUGACCGGUUUACACAAUUGCGGGCGCUUCCUCAAGCAGAACGACGACGGCGCGAUCAAACGCAGCCAGAAGGAGUGCACGGAGAGCACCGAGAAGAUACCCAUCUCGGCCGAGCGUCCCAAGGAUGCAAGGGCCACGGCGGAGGAAGGGGCCAUGCUCCACAGUGGCAACGGCCAGAUUCAGUGGCCGGCCCGUUCUACAAGGAUGGACGCGGCGUUCCGGCUGGCGCAGGACCUGCUAGACUUCAACGAGCUCGUGAGCGACGCCAGGACCGGCCGCGUGGGCAUAACCGACCAGAAGCUGGACAUGGACAACGUGAUUGCGGCUGCAGUGGGGGGCUCGAGCCACGGGAACGUGGGCAAGACGACCGCUAGCCAGGCGGGCCUGGUCACCUGGCUCGCGGACAACACUGACGGUCAGUUUCUGCGCGGGCUGCCUGCAAAUCUUACUCCGAUGUUGCGGCGAUCACAUCGCCUCAAACGAGUGGCGCGGAGUACGUUGGCAGCCGCGACGAUGGCAGCGCUGGAGGCAGUCAAGAGUGGCGACAUGCUGAGACAGCACCUGGUGGAGUUGCAUCACGGGCUGGGCUACUGGGCCCACAUGGACGACGUGAAGGCGAUCAGGAUGGUGGAGGUCACGGACUUUAAUUCGCUCUACGACCUGCUGCAGAAACGAGGGGCGGCCCCGUCCGAGAAGCGGCUGCUCAUCGACAUCGAGUCGCUCAGGAACGAAAUCGAGGUCAACAGCGUGGUGAGCAAGUGGGUGAACACCAAGCAGAUGCUCGCCGACUGUCUUACCAAGCAGGACGUCCGCGCGGGCGACCACGCGAGGCACGCGCCCCGGACGGGCCGGUUGACGGGGGGCCCCAUGGCAGAGCAGGUGAUCUCCGAGCAACGGAUAGAGCUGAAAUGUCGCAGGGGUGAUUACGAUCGCUCGACAGGGGCCACGUAUCCUCGUCGGCAUCGGCCUGCCGACCAGCCCUUCGCGCGGGAAGGCUAUGCGCAUUUCGAGGACUGCGGCGCGGACUUGAGGUACAAUGCGCGCAGCUCGACCGGCGACGACAUCUACUACGAGGAGCUCGAGGACAUGGUCGAUUGGUCGGGACUGGACCAAGUGGCGAAGCGUCGGAGGAUCCCGACCCACGCGCGCAUGCUGCUGACGACAUACGCACCGACCAAGGAGGCUCUCGAGUGCCACGAGAAAGAUUUCACGGAGAAGCACAACUUGAAGGAGACGGACACGACCGACGACAUCGAGCACCACGAGGACGCGAACGUCAUUUCGGACGAGAGCCUGCACACGGACGACACGGCGGAUCUGGACGACGUGAAGGAGAUCUACAUGAUGGACGCCGCGGGUGCCGAGACCGAGGAGAUCGGAGGAGGCGCCGCUGGAGCUGGCGCUACGCUGGUGGCGCGCGCGGUGCGUCGGGUGGUGGUGGACCAGUGCGAGUGCGAGCCGAGGCGCGCAUCCUACACGCAGGUGGCGCACGACCUGGGCGACGCACUGGAAGAAGACAUCCUCGAGGCAUACCAGCAGGGGGUCGCCGGAUGCAACGAGCGCCGCAGCGCCGCAGGGCUAGUCACGUCACAGAACAUACCCCGACAAGGCAAAAACAGCGAGAAAGGAACGGGCAAGCUCAGAGCUCCAUGCCGAGUUGACCCAGAUGAGUGCGUGAUCCAGCAGGAAAAAGAGCUACGCGCGGAGGUCAAUGCGAUUCGCCUCGAGAAGCAGAAGCAGGAGCUCCUGGGCCGUGCGAGGGCACCGACGGCCGGACGGUCCUCGACGGGAUAA
This is a messenger RNA of Prorocentrum cordatum, 5910 nucleotides long. Lineage: Eukaryota; Dinophyceae; Prorocentrales; Prorocentraceae. The record is from the annotation of a GenBank genome assembly.